Vespa mandarinia (Asian giant hornet) is the source of this 5082-nucleotide messenger RNA. RefSeq lists its product as uncharacterized. The record is from RefSeq and is a predicted model, not a curated record. Lineage: Eukaryota; Metazoa; Arthropoda; Insecta; Hymenoptera; Vespidae.
AAAAUGAUUAUAUUUAAAAUAUAUCUGACUAAAAAGAUUAUAGAAAAUCAUGAUUCGUCGAAGUGAUCUAUCCUUUUGGAAUCUUAUUUAUUAUUAUCCGGUAAUAAUUUAUCAUAAAGAUUGGAUCGACAAUGACUUAACAAGUUUAUCAUUCGAUAACGAGAAUGACCUACGAAAGCAGAUGAUUAACGACACACACACACACACACACAGAAAGAUUAUGCACACAUGUACGCACACACGUACGCAUGCAUGUAUGCAGAAACACAUGAAAUACUAGCAGGCAGAUACGCAAAGUCAAAGAAUAAUAUACAAACGAUGACGUCGUCGUCGUGAAUGUAAAAUUACAAACCCCUUCAAAUUAUAACGGAACCACAACUGCUUAUCAAAUUAUGUAACACAACGUUUAACGAAGAAACAAGAAGAAAUAAUAGUCGAACACGGAGAAAGUAAUACGUGUGUCCUGUUUGGCAAGAUCAAUAAUGAUCAUUUUUCGAUUCUAUCGGCCGUAAGAAGAUUGAUAUCGAACGUAUAUGUAUAUAACUAUUUACGUACGUACGUACGUACGUAUGUACGUAUAUAAUGCGUAUUUACUUCGAUCAUGCUCAUAUGAUAGAAAAUAAUGACAAACUUUCGAAGAAAUUCAAAUGCCGUGUAUGUAACGAUUGGUAUUUCAUUCCAACAACAGUCAUCGUAAUUUAUCGAUUUUAUUAAAUCGAUUCAUUGAUUCACGUGAUUUACUCAGAAAAUUAUCUGUCGAAUGAAUGAUAUCUGGUUUGAAUAAACCUUGAACUUUCGUUGGAAUGGGGAGGGGGAGAGAGAGAGAGAGUGUGAGAGAGAGAGAGAGAGAGAGGGAAAUUAUUGGGAGGAGAGGUGGGGGGAAAGAUGAAGAAAAAAAAAAAAAUUAAAACGUACAAUUUCGCGGACGUCUUCUCCAUUAGUAAUCGUUUAUCUAUCCGACUAUCUAUCAUUUUCAUUCGAUUCAAGUACCCAUACUUUAUAUAUCUACGUAAUUGCAUAAAAUCGUACACGAGAAGAAUUUUAUCGUAGAAAAUGGAACAUUGUAAUUUCUUUCGCGACAGUGAUUCUAGUUGCGUGCAACACUGAAACGAACGUAUUAGAAAAGUGGAUAAAGCGAAAGGGUAGGGUAGUAACGACAGAAGAGAUAAUCGAUGAGAAAACUAUCGUCAAUCGAGAGUACGCAGACUUGCGACGAAGAACUUCCUCCUUUCGAACUGUGGCUGUACACGAUUGGAAAUGGCUCCACCUUUCCGUACGUCCUUGGCGGACUGCCGGUGCACUCUGAGAAAGGCGAUGAAAAUUGUGCCAGUCACGUGUAUCAUGUCGGUGCGAACGCUCGCACCGCGUCUUUCCUCGUUCGUUCUCGAAAUUCGAGAAUCGAAAUCGAAGGGAGACGACGUAAUAGAAUCAACGAGAUCGAACGUACGAUAUAUUAUUAUAUCUCCGUUAAAUCGACGAUGACUCGCAAGGCAAACUUCCAGGGACGAUUGAUCCUGAUUCUAGCAUUAAUAACGAUAUGUAUGACUAUCGUCCAAUCGACGAAGACAAAAGAAGAAAAGAUCGAUAUUGGUAAUGAUAGUAGGGAAAAAAGACACGUAGGAAUCACUGAAGUAUCGUCCACCGAUCGAGGAGAACGAUCUACUAAUAUACCAAACAUUCGAGUUUUCAACAAGUCAUCAUCGAGUAGUAAAAGCAAUGAGAUAAGCUCAGAAACAGGAAGGAAAGUGUCCCAUAGAUUGAUCGGAGGUCAUUUGAGAGAUGACAGGGUAAAAAAAUUAUGCGAUGUAAAAGAUGAGGAUAUGUUAACGUCGUCGGCUGGUAAUGGUAAAGAAACAAAAAGUUCACUACGUAGUGACGAUGACGACGAAAGGAAAACUCUGUCACAACAGGUAAAGGAGGGUAAAUAUGGUCUGAUACAAAAUGAAAUAUAUGAAAAUGAGGAUAAACCGAGGCGACCGGGUAUCAUAAGUUAUCUCGAUAAUCCCGAGGUACCAAGGGAUACCAUUGAAAAUCUCGGUGGUCUUGAUGAGGAUGAAAUAUGGUUGGCGGAAAAUCAUUUGCUUGUAUUAAAGGGCGGUAAUUUUCCGGGACGUGGUCCAACAAAUCGGCCGUCGUUUUAUCCGUCGAAUAAGAACAAAGAAAAGUGGCCACCGAUCGAUAAUUAUCAAGCACCUAAAAGACAGGUCAAAAUACCGUCUAAACCAAAAGUACCACCACCAUUUCCUGUACAGCUUAAGGAUGGAGGACCGAUACAGAUUAUUGGGAUCAAUGGUAGUACAGAAAUCGAAAACGUUACGUUAGAUCGAACAAUGGAUCCUUUUUAUGGGAAGGGAGGUAUUUUACCAGGGGAUGGACCGUUCUUUACGAUAACAUCAAACGGUACAAUCGUCGUACCAGAUUUUGAUUUUAAUUCUACGACGGAUGAUGUUAAUAGUUCAACCGUUACAAAUGACGAUGGAAAAAAUAUCAAAUCCGAGGAACCACCAAUUUUCUAUCAUGCAAUACCACCUGGCGCUGUAUUUGUACCACCACCAAGCAAUCGUUCCGAUUACGAUGACGAGGAUCAAUCGAUAUAUUAUCCACCACCGUAUAGCUUUUAUUAUCCGCAAGAUAAUACUACGUCAGUACCACCAGGUCCUUUAGUACCUGGUAUCAUUUUACCACCACCGCCAGACUUCUUUUCAUCACUCGAGGAAAAGAAAACUACGACGAAGAAAUAUACUAAACGUCCAGGCACCUCGAUGCUUCCAAAAUCAAGACCGACUUAUCUUCCACCGAGAAAGCUUACUACGAGAAAACAAUGGGAAAGUACGACGGUCGUGCCAAGAAUAAGUACAACGCAAUUGCCACGUACGAGAAUAUACAAUUCAUCGAUGUUAAAGAAUUUAACGGGAACACCCGUUACAAGGAUUCGUUCAAGUACCGUACCUUACGAAGAAGUUACAACUGUUGUACCAGAAAUACGAUCUACUUUAAGAAAUAAUAAUAAAUAUUAUGGCGUUAGUUCAUUGAUUGGAAAUAGAGUGAUCGAAACUAGUACAGAAGAUAAGGUUCAAACAUGGCCCAGAUCGACCAAUAGCAAAUCUCUUCCGGUAUUGACUUAUUAUGCUUCAACGACACCUUCGUCAAUCGAUGAAUCCGUGGAAGUGACACCAGCUUCUAUCAAAAACGUUAUAACGACCGAACAACCAGUAAACUUACCGAACAGAGCAUCAUAUUAUUUCUAUGAGGAAUCUAAUGAUGGUAACGUUGCUAGUACCGUAGAAUCGGCACCAGUUUAUUAUCAGACUACUACGGAAUCCCCUUAUUAUAAACUCGAAACGCUUUCUCAACAAUCAAGAGACGAGAAACCAUAUUAUAGAAUCGAAACUAAUUCACCAAAGGAUAUUUCUUCAUCGAGAGAUUACAAUGUCAAACUGAUAGAUGCCCUUGUUGAUAAUCCUCAAAUAUUUCAAUAUAGGGGUUCCGAAGAUUCGUCUACGAAAUAUGAUUCAACAUUGGAUAGAGAUCAAGGCGAACGAUUAUUGGCGGAUCAAGCUCCGAUCUAUUAUCAAACGAUAACACCUCGUCCGUCUUUAUCAUUACAACGAUCCUAUUACACUACACCAAAAUCUUCUUCUAGGUAUUAUCAAGAAUCGAAAGAACGAGUUGACAAUAGACAAGAUACUAUAUCUAAACCAAUUUAUCAAUACAGUUUCGAAGUAACUGAUUAUUCGAGGAGAGAUCAGGAUCAACGACCUUAUUAUAGACAACAAAAUGAACGUGUCACGUACGAUUAUCAAACAGUUAAAUCUAAUAACAAUCAACGAUAUAAUUAUGAGAACGAUCAACCGGAUAAGGUACCUUACAAAAUUCAAAGUCACAUAUAUCCAUCUACGACUGGUCGAUCAACGUUAAACGUUACUCCCAAUCCUCAGCAUGCAUAUUUCACGCGACAAGAGGAAAGACUUUUGGACGACGUUACGAAAGAAUACUUUACGAUAUUUGGUAAGAAAAUUAAUGGAAAGGAAACACAAAGUACUACGCCGAUUUAUAACAAGGCCAAUCACGUUACGGAGAAACCCAAUUACAAUGUUAAUAGAUAUGUAUCAAAUGAUUAUAACGUACCACCGGAGAUUACUUAUAGAGAUCAGUUAUAUUACGAUAACGAUGCACCACCACCACCACCAAAUCUAGAAAGUGAUACACGCGUUAAUUAUCGCCGACCUUUACCACCUAUCAAUCCAGACAGCGAAUUUAUUGAAGUAUUCGAUCCAAAACAACGUGGACAACCGUAUGUUCAACAAGAACCAACAAUUUCCCUUAAGGACGAUAUACUUGUUAAUUAUCGUAAUCCAAGGCCAUCGAUAAAUCCCGAUGCCGAAUUUAUUCAUCCUAUUUCUAUACCUAAUCAAGGUUCUGUUAAUACUGAAAAAAAUAGUGCAUACUUUGCUUAUAGAUUACCAGGCGACGGUGGUCAUUUUUAUUUCCUUACGCCUCAAGCGAUUAGGCAAGAACAAAAUGGAGGAGAUAGUGGUAGUAAUGAUAAUGACGAUGACAGUGAUGGUGGUGGUGGUGGUGGUAGUACUGAUGGUUAUUACUAUCCAAAGCCAAAAGGUCCGAAACUUUUACGACGUAGAAGAAAUCUUUAUAACGUAUAAUAAGCGUUUCUUUUAAUUCUUUAGUUAAAAAUUCAAUUAGGCAGUUGUCCGAUGCCAUAUGUAUUAGAAUGUUACAAGUGCCGAGAAGAUGAUGCGUGUCAUAAAUGUGCGAUCGAAACUUUCGGAAUAUUUAUUAUCUUUCUGUAAAUAUCAGGAUAUUAUAUAAGUUAAGAUAGUUAUUAGGCAUUAAAACCUUUAAGUUAUGCAAUCUAGUUAAUCAUUUCCUUUCAUUAUUAUUGACACGGAUUAACGAGAUGUUAUUUCCUCCUCCCCCCCCCGCCCCCGUGCGAAGCUAAGUACAUAGAACGCCGAGCGAUUGACCGAAAUGUACUUGCGCAUUGUCUGUGAUUGCAAUGUAUACUUAUACACGUACAAGAUUGUAUAUGUACGUUACGAUAAAUAAAUUGCGGGACACAUCGUA